AUGGCAAUGUCAGGUGGCUUCGCGAGUAUCCCGAAGGAGAUACGGGAUAAGAUCGUCGAAUCGCUCUUCUCUAAUUGCCGCCAAGAUCACUCUCGUACAGCUGCCUACGCAUCCGUAUGCCGGGAAUGGCAGGCUUUCUUCGAGCCAAAGCACUUCGCAGAUCUGUUCUUGACGCCAUCGCGGGUGGAGGCUUUCGAACGGUUCGUCGUUGGAGAGAAGCGGAAGAUGGUAAAUCAUAUCAACCUAGAUGUUGGACUGUGGUCUCCGAGCUGGGAGCGAGACUCUGCGACAGAAAAUGCCGAGGAUGACAACUUACUUCAUGUCAUCGGAACACUGUUCAAUUCUCUGAGCACAUGGGACAAAGUCAAAGACGUGAAUCCACAGCGGCUCUUCUUGGAAGUGUCCGGCCCUUUCCGGCCCUCAUUGUAUCGCUGCCAUCAAAGCACAGACUUAACCAGCUUGCCCAAGAUGAAUACGAUCACGACCUUGGUGCUGCAGCGGAAUUUCUGCUUUCAGUCACGCCCAGAUCAUUUGCGUCUGCUGUUGCGAAGUCUCCCUGCGUUGAAGAAGUUGGUCUACCAACAACCAGAACCGCCUGGGCGCGAAGGCAAUGCGGAACAUGAUCAGUGUUAUGAAUUCAUUUUCGGCCAAGGCUUGCCAGCUUCUCUCACGGAGCUUUCGAUUUUCGAAAAGCCGAUUGAUGGUUUUUCUCCCCUUUCCAUUAUACAGGGUCCGGGAUACGCGCCUCGUGACAACAUCUCGUCGCUCGGACUCUCUCUAGCCAAAGCCAGUCGACAGCUGGAGCACCUCUCUGCAUCCUUCGCCAUCGAUGCAAGGCACUUCCUCCGCCCAUUCUGGCCACAGGAAUCUACCGACAACGCCGAAAUCGACGCCUUCUGGACUUGGAAUAAGCUAGAGACCCUGGCUCUCACAUCGCAGCUGCUGGCAUUUCCGAAACGAUCCUCAGAAGAAGAAAUCAAUUGUCUGCUGGAAGCUGCAAGCGUAGCAGUGCGGCGAAUGCCCAAACUGCUCACGCUUGAGUUGUGGUGCGGCAAUGGCAACGAGCAUGGAUGUCUGUUCCGCUACACCCAUGACCCCAUUUCCAGAAGCGCCUCGCUCACCUGGCAGGGAACCUGGACUGUCGACAUCACAUGGCGUGUUGCCCGCUCUUGGAGCGAGACUGUGUACCAAAAGACCGGAUCCGGGGCCGAAAUACAGUUCGAGAAGAUGGCGUUCGCAGCGCCACGAAUCACGGAAGCUGUGUCUGUUUUCCUUCUUUUACGAGAUCGCGUUGGCACUCCAAUGUCAUCAUGGGAGAGAUGGAGUCGUCUCGAUUAG
Molecule: messenger RNA, 1338 nt
Organism: Diaporthe amygdali
Lineage: Eukaryota; Fungi; Ascomycota; Sordariomycetes; Diaporthales; Diaporthaceae
Exons: 4
Coding region: 1-1338 (445 amino acids)
Source: RefSeq, a predicted model, not a curated record